Effrenium voratum is the source of this 2054-nucleotide messenger RNA. NCBI's taxonomy places the organism in Eukaryota, Dinophyceae, Suessiales, Symbiodiniaceae. The record is from the annotation of a GenBank genome assembly.
CCUACCUUUGACAAGCUGCCCCAUUUGUGCCUCUCAUGGCAGACAACUCAGCCAAGCUGAGAAAGAGUGUGAGUUUCCAUGCGGAUGCAGAGGAGGAGGAGGAGCGAGAUGCCGCGGAUAUUGAUUCUGAUGUCUCGCCAAAGGACGAGGGCGAGCGCUCGGUUAAUUUCAUCACCACUUCUGCUGCGGUCUCCGAGAAUUCAGAGGAGCAGGUCGGCCGGAAACGCUCAGUGAGAAGCGGAAGCAGCGCCGACUCGUUUGAAACUCGUGGGACCCGGCUCUACAACCCGCCCACCUGGAUCAGAAGGAUGCUGACCAGCAAUGUGUUCUUGGCAGUCAAUGCAACAGUCAUCCUGCUGAACAUGAUUUGGACAGGCUUUUCUGCAGAUAGCAUCGUCCUCCAAGAACGGAGCAUCAUUCAGGACAUAUCGGUGUACUAUGCCAUCGAGAGUGUCUUCACAGGACUGUUUAUGCUUGAGCUUAUCAUUCGGUUGAUACACUACGCUCGCCUCACAAUUUGGCGGGACCCGUGGCUUUGUUUCGACAUUGUCAUCAUUGGGGCUCCUGCGGUGGAGCUGUGGAUCGUCCGUCCUUUCGGCUGGGAGCAGAACUUCACGGUGACCGUCAUGAACAUCUUCCGAGUCUUUCGGGUGACCCGAGGUGUUGCCAUGCUGGCCAACAUCAAGUGGCUUCGGCCCAUGUAUUUGGCCGCUGUUGGCUUCAAGCAUUCCUUGAGCUCUUUGAUGGCGGCGUUGGUCUACAUCGUCGCGUUGAUCUUUACAGCUGCGAUCAUGCUCAGCCACUUGCUGGGCCCCAGCAACCCCAAGUCCGUGGAGUUCCCGGAUGACAUCCGUGGCCGGUUUGGCACUGCUGGGCGUGCGUUCCUGACGGUGCUGGAGUGUGCUCUGGGCGGCGCUGAAUGGGGGCCUCAGCUCAUGGACAAGAUGCUCUUUCACCAGGACAUGCUGGGCGCAGGCAUCAUUCUUUUCGUUUUCCUCGUGUGCGCAAGCUUCGUCUGGCUCAACAUCACAGCAGGCAUCCUGGUGCAGCAGGUGGACCGGUCCUUCGAAAUGACGUCCGUGCGGAAAUUCAAGGAUCCGGAGCUUCAUGCGGCCACGCGAGGCUUGCUGCGCGACUUCGUGGCGAGCUUGAAGGAGGUUGACCGUCACGAGACCGGAUCGCUGAGCUGGCGGGACAUCUCUGCAGUGGUGACGCACCAUUUGGAUCUUCUGGAGGACGUGGGGAUCCGCUUGCCAGAAGCAAAGCGUAUCUUCCAAGAGUUGGACACACACACGACCGGCUAUGUGUCCAUCUCCUUGUUCACCAGCAGGUUGGAGGACAGCUUGAAAUAUAAGACUGUGGAAGUGCUGAUCUUUGAGAACCAACAGGGCAGGCUACUGCGGCUCAUGAAAAAGCUCGCCAAGGUCAACAAGAAGUACCUUGUGCAGGUCCUCCAGAAGCUGCAGCGAAUGUCCGAUGACUUGAUAGAGGUGCAAGGGGAUGACGCCAUGGAGACGGCAGUGUCUUCACGCAUCACCCAACAGAAGAAGCGGGUCACCGUGUCUGCGGCCAUGUCCCACACAAGUCUCCAGGUGGAUAUGGCGUCGCCGGAGAUGUCGCCACGGAACUCGCCCAGGGCUGCGGAAUGCAUGCCCACAAUCGGCAGGCGCAUCGUGGUGGAGUCCUGGAAGAAGGCUGUCGAGAAGGAAAGGCCUACCAUUGGCGCCUGGAUGGGCCCUCGUCUCACGAGGCUCUGAGGAGCGGUGCUCGGAGGCUUUGCCUGUGCAAAGUGUCCGAGGGCGCCUGUGCAAAGGAAUGCCGCGGGGGUUCGGUUGCCCCCCGCGAGCAAUGGCGGGCCACCCAUGUGUUCAGCCCAAGUCGAUGGAAGGAUUCAGCAUGUUGAAUAGCGAUGCCUGGAGAGGUUGGCCGGCUGUUGAAACUUUAUGGCCAGCAACCACGUGCAGAGCACAAAGUUGUGGACGCUUCAGGGGCUACGCCGCUGCGAUUGGCUCUGUGGGAAACCCAUGGGAGCAAAAAGGUGAGUGAGCUGGUGA